AUGACCCGCUUGUGGUCAGACAAGGGAAAACUAGCUCGAUUUCCCAACCUGUCCUUUCAGAUGUUCUCAUUCAUUCUCCACUUGACUGUCGAGGCGCAGCAAUCCUACUACUCAGAGCUCAUUCUGAGGAGCAGCGACCCUUCCCCACCAGCAGUAACAGCGAGCCCCCUCCAGUAUAUGAAGCUGAAACGGAGGAUUCAGCUGAGUGCCAAGUCAGAGCUCAGCCCUGGACUAGUGGGCACAUUCUUUACCGGCCAGCCCAGGAGUCCUCACCGUCCCACGCUGCUACAUUCCCUGCUGCCUCCAAAUAUGCCCAUGUCUCCAACAUCCUUUAAAAAAUCCUCAUUUGCUCCUACCAUUCCUGUUAGCAACUAUUAUGUUCCAGCAAUUCUAGUUCUGUAUUUCCAACGUUUCCUUGGAUGGGAGGAUAAUCUGUCUACUGCCAUCUAUCACACAUUUGUUGCUCUAUGCUAUCUAACACCAAUCCUCGGAGCUCUCAUCGCUGACUCGUGGCUGGGAAAGUUCAAAACAAUCAUCUCGUUGUCCAUUGUUUAUGCUUUGGGGCAAGUAGUCAUUGCCAUAAGUUCCAUUAAUGACCUCUCCGACGCUAACCGUGAUGGACAACCUGAUAGCAUUGCUUUACACGUAACUUUGGCUAUGGUGGGGCUUGUUCUGAUUGCUUUUGGUACCGGUGGAAUAAAACCUUGCGUGUCGGCAUUUGGUGGAGAUCAGUUUGAAGAAAAUCAGGAAAAACAAAGAAACAGAUUUUUUUCCAUCUUUUAUCUGGCCAUCAAUGCUGGAAGUCUGAUUUCUACAAUCGUAACUCCCAUACUCAGAGUUCAAGAGUGUGGCAUUCAUAGCAAACAAGCAUGUUAUCCCUUGGCAUUUGGAGUUCCUGCUGCUCUGAUGGCCAUUUCUUUAUUUGUGUUCAUCAUUGGCAGUAGCAUGUACAAGAAGGUUCGACCUCAGGGCAAUAUAUUGUCUAAAGUUGCCAACUGCAUUGGUUUUGCAAUUAAGAAUAGAUUUAAUCACCGGAGUAGAGAAUUCCCAAAGAGGGAGCACUGGCUGGAUUGGGCUAAAGAAAAAUAUGAUGAGCGGCUUAUUACCCAAAUAAAGAUGGUCACAAGGGUGUUGUUGCUGUAUAUUCCUCUCCCAAUGUUUUGGGCUCUGUUUGAUCAACAGGGCUCAAGAUGGACUCUACAAGCAACAACCAUGAAUGGAAACUUUGGAGCAAUUGAAAUUCAGCCUGAUCAGAUGCAGACUGUGAAUGCCAUCCUGAUUGUUAUCAUGGUACCAAUUGUAGAUGCCGUGGUUUAUCCUUUAAUUGCCAAGUGUGGGUUAAAUUUCACGGCCCUGAGGAAGAUGACAACGGGCAUGUUCUUAGCUUCUAUGGCGUUUGUUGCGGCUGCAAUUGUGCAACUGGAAAUUGAGAAAACUCUUCCAGUCUUUCCUACAAGCAAUGAAAUCCAAGUUCAGGUACUGAAUGUAGGCAAUGAACCCUUAUAUGUAUCUUUUCCUGGACAUGGUAUGGACUUACAAGUGAACCAGUCCAGCGGCUUCCAGACUUUGGAAGCCAGUAUCCCACCAAAUAUAAACAUUACUUAUGGGCAGCAACACUACACAAUUCCAAAUAACUUUGAAGAGGGCUAUCGCCACAGUAUUCUAGCAUGGGAUAUCAACAACAUUGUUGUGCUGCGAGACAGCAUUAAAAGCAAGCCAGAAAAAGGAGAAAAUGGAAUCAGGUUUGCCAAUGCCUUGAAUGAAACCAUCACUGUCAGCAUGGAUGAAGCACUCUAUGAGAAUAUCACCAGUUACAAUGCCAGUGAUUAUAAGUUUCUUCCUUCCGGCAUAAAACUUAUCCGCGUUUUAGGGAGAUGUGAAAGUCCUUCUCCAAGACUUGAAUUUGGCAGUGCAUAUACUUAUGUGAUAACAAAGUGUGAUGCCAACGGCCUAGAAUUCAAGAGUUUUGUAGAUGUCCCACCCAAUACAAUCAAUAUGGCUCUACAGAUCCCACAAUACUUCCUUCUGACCUGUGGCGAAGUUGUCUUCUCUGUAACUGGCUUGGAGUUCUCAUAUUCACAGUCUCCUUCCAACAUGAAGUCAGUACUUCAAGCAGGCUGGCUGCUCACGGUGGCUUUUGGGAACAUCAUUGUUCUUAUUGUGGCUGGAGCAGGCCAGUUCAGUAAACAGUGGGCUGAGUACAUUCUCUUUGCUGCGCUUCUAUUGGUUGUUUGCUUUAUAUUUGCCAUCAUGGCGUAUUACUACACCUACGUCAAUCCAGCGGAGAUUGAAGCCCAGUUUGAUGCUGAAGAUGAGAAAAAAAAGAAGCUUGGAAAAAUUGGGGGUGUAUCCGAUGCAUAUGAAAAACCUAACUCAUUUUCACAGACAGCGAUGUGAAUGUUAAGCACAAAUGUUGACAACAGUAGAACUCACAUCAAGACUACUUUAAUGUAAGCAGAGCACUAUUGGACUGUGACUGAGGAGGAAGAAUUUAAUUUGUCACCACCUAUGGUGGGCAACCAUAUCAAGCUAACUCUUCUCAACUGUAGUGAACAACAAACUCUGGAAGCAUUUAAAAGACAGAUUUGCUUCUAAAAAGAAAGCACAAAAUUAAUUUUUAUAAUACAAAUUCAACUUUGUUGAGGACUAUCCUCAUCUCCACCAUGAAGAGAACUAACCAUUUCUUGUAUAUUCCUUUUUUUUUUAUUGUGAAAAAGCAUCUUUCAAAAUAUACUAUACUGUCCUCAUCUCCACCAUGAAGAGAACUAACCAUUUCCUGUGUGUUCCUUUUUUUAUUGUGAAAAAGCAUCUUUCAAAAUAUGCUAUCCUGUCUGCACUUCAGCACAUUUCUAACAAGAGAGAUGAUGUUAGGAAAUGCAACUAAAACCCAUGCUAAAAAUCAACCAACCAACCCAUAUUUCAGAAUAUGAAUACCAGUUAGUAUUACUUCACCGUCCACUUUCACCAACCCUUAUGUCUUUUUAAGCUGUGUAUGUAACUCAGAAAACCACUCAGGUGAUGGCCAGUUAUGGUACUGGGUGUAUAAACGGUUUAUUGAAUAAAUUCCUGUUCCUAAAAAUAAA
Messenger RNA from Trichosurus vulpecula (common brushtail), 3083 nucleotides. It is a transcript of the gene SLC15A1, whose product is annotated as solute carrier family 15 member 1. The coding region runs from base 1 to 2397 and encodes 798 amino acids. Lineage: Eukaryota; Metazoa; Chordata; Mammalia; Diprotodontia; Phalangeridae. Gene Ontology annotation, molecular function: dipeptide transmembrane transporter activity. The transcript has 24 exons. Gene Ontology annotation, biological process: transmembrane transport; oligopeptide transport. The record is from RefSeq and is a predicted model, not a curated record. Gene Ontology annotation, cellular component: membrane.